Molecule: messenger RNA, 1433 nt
Organism: Apis laboriosa (Himalayan honeybee)
Lineage: Eukaryota; Metazoa; Arthropoda; Insecta; Hymenoptera; Apidae
Product: formin-1-like
Exons: 5
Coding region: 396-1421 (341 amino acids)
Source: RefSeq, a predicted model, not a curated record
GAGAUAAAAAUAUGUCAAUAUAUUAGAUUUCCUUAAAUUACUCAUCUCAUAGAACAUUUAUUCAUUUAGAUGAAACAUUAACGAAGGGAAACAUUGUUCUCCGGAUGUAAGCGUAACGUCUCGCGCGCAUUUCCAGCGAAGCACGAAAAAAUUUCAAGGGAGCGAUGCGCGAUAAGUAAUACAAAUUUGUCAUGGCGGUAGAGAAUCGCGGUAAAAAAUUUACGUGCUAAAAUAUUAGCUUAGAGUACAACGUUGUGAUAUCUUUGCAAGCGGCGCAAAACAUCUAAUUGACAGAGAGAUUAUGGAGUACAAGUUGUUUAUUCAACGACAAGUAAUAUAAGUAUAAAGGGACAGUCAGGUCGUGUAACCCGAUUAUUUCGUUAAAAUAUCUCGGAAUGUUACUACGUACAUUAUGGUUCAUUGGCGUAUUCAUUGCUUCCAUCGUUUUCCACCCUUCCGAGUUUUCCACUCUUGGCUCGCCGGUCAAUACAUCAGUUACUUCGAAAGAACAGAAAGUCUUCCUUGAUUGCCAGUAUACUGAUUAUAGGACCUACAUACAAUGUCUCAAGAGACAAAAGAGGCAUCAUUUCGAUCAUGGACAAAUACAUGGAGAAUACGAUCAUGAAUGUAUGGAAUCAUGCUUGAAGAAAUGUGAUUUAGAUUGCGAUAUAGUAUGUAAAUAUUGUAUGAGGAAAACAAAGCAUAGACACCAAAUAAUUACAGAAUAUGAAUCUGAAUGUGUUUCUGGAAAAUGUACAGAACAGAAGAAGGAAGAUUUACCAAAUGCCAAUAUUACCACUAAUAUUAAUAUUCAUAACAUUAUUCACGGAAAUCUAUCGUGUUGUAAUUCAGGAACUGGGUGUCCACCAAAAAUUAUAUGUCCGCUGCCACCACCAUCAUCAUCUCCGCCAUCAUCAUUAUCACCUCCGACAUCACCGUCAUCAUCGUCACAAUCAUCAUUUCCGACAUCAUCGACACCACUGCCACAACUGCCACAACUGCCAUUUCCGCCAUUUCCGCCAUUUCUGCCAUUUCCGCCAUUUCCGCCACUUCCGCCACCUCCGCCACCUCCGCCACCUCCUCCACCUCCUCCAUCUCCACCUUUGCCAUCACCUCCACUACCAAUACUACCUCCACCAUUACCACCAUUACCACCUCUGCCUCUACCAGUAUGUCCUUCACAAACAUGUUAUCCUUAUAGUUUUAUGUAUGGUCAAAACAAUUUUGGAUGUCAAUAUUGGAAUUUAUAUCCUUGCAUUCAAACUUGGACAAAUCCAGCAGGACCAAUUGAUUGUUCCGGUUGUGGUUAUAAUUAUAGUUAUAAUUCUAAGUGUCAUGUUUAUUGCUAUUAUACAACAUAUAAUAUAAUCCAAUCUUCAAAGUGUAAAAGUUCAUAUUGCGUGGAUGGUACUUAUGGAUAAUGAAUAUCACAG